UUAUCUGUUAAGCCGGACUAUAAUGGAGUAGAUGGCCAAGCUCUUCGAGAAGAAGCACUGGCAGCCAUCGAAUUGGUGGUAGAUCGCCUGGAGGACCAUUUCGGCUGGACAGAGCAUACACGAGUACCGGCUGGCCAACCUCGUCUCGGACCCGCACCAUUAUUCACUUUUGAAGUGCAUUCGAGAAGAGGAGCGCUGAAGGAACUCCGAACAGUUGAGACAGGACAACGGAAGAGAAGUCGUUUUACUGACUGGAUCACCCGAAAAUGGAAACGACGGUCAGGUGCACCGUCAACGCAUGUAACCACAUGGUCGGUGGAUGACGUAUCCUUGUGGCUGAACUCGCUCGGUCUGUCACAUUACGCCAGUCAAUUCAAAGCAAACGACAUUCGCGGGCAUGAACUGAUUCACUUGGAGCGAACGGAUAUGAAGGACCUAGGAGUGCUGAAGAUUGGUCAUGCAAAAAGGCUACAGUCCGCAAUUGCCGAAUUGCGGGAAAAAGAAGUGGAACUGCGUCGGGAAAGUCGACGUAGUGGACGGAAAGGCACGAGUUUAUCAGUCGAACGUGCUCCAGUAGAGCCUGCCUCCUGA
Molecule: messenger RNA, 591 nt
Organism: Ostertagia ostertagi
Lineage: Eukaryota; Metazoa; Nematoda; Chromadorea; Rhabditida; Trichostrongylidae
Source: the annotation of a GenBank genome assembly